Naegleria gruberi is the source of this 672-nucleotide messenger RNA. RefSeq lists its product as uncharacterized. The coding region runs from base 1 to 672 and encodes 223 amino acids. The record is from RefSeq and is a predicted model, not a curated record. NCBI's taxonomy places the organism in Eukaryota, Heterolobosea, Eutetramitea, Acrasida, Naegleriidae. Gene Ontology annotation, biological process: transcription by RNA polymerase III. Gene Ontology annotation, cellular component: RNA polymerase III complex. The transcript has a single exon.
AUGCCACCAAGAGGAAGAGGUAGAGGAGGUGCUGCUCCAAUGGGCAGAAUUCCUUCUUCGGGAGGAGCUGCUUCACAACAACAAGAAGGAAGUGGUACUGCUGCUAAUGCAGGUGAAGAACAAGCAAAGAAACCACAAAUUUUAACUCCUUAUCAAGCUAUGCAAAGAAAGGCUCUUUUGAUUCCUCCUCUUUAUCCCGAAGUUAAGAUUCAUAAAUGUAAACCAAUCUCUGAUGCUCUACAUGUUAUGAUUGAACAAAUGAGAAAUUCAAGAGGAAGAAUUAGAAACUCUCCAUACUAUGUUGACUCACAACAUUGUGAAGCUUGUUUGGAUGAAAAAAAGGAUCCACUCAUGCAAAGUCUUGGUAUAAAAACUGGCUAUUUCCCAAGCGAAAUAGUUGUCAGACCAAACAAGAAGCGUCUCAUGAUGCUCUAUAAGAGAUUUAAUUCUGGAAGUGAUGAAGCCAAUGUACAACGAUUGGAAAAGCUCUUCAAACAAAAAAAGGAUGAUGACGAUGAAGACGAUGAUGAUGACGAAAAUGGUGAUAUUCUUGCUGAGGAUGAGGAAUCCGAUGGAGGAGAUGCCUAUGAUGCAUUCGAAAACUUUGACGAUGAUGAAGAUUACUUGGAUGAAGAAGAAGUUGGAGAUGGAGAUGAAGGACCAACUAUGUAA